AUGGCUGCCUUAGAAGCUGGCCUGAGAAAAUUGAUUCUCUCCAUCCACCCAUCUUGUCCAUCCCUGCUGAGAGAUAUGUACCUGCUGCUGGAGCCACAUCUUUCCAAUCAAACGAAAUUGCUGAAGAUCGUCAUGGGCUCGCCACUGUCGCUGAACCUCAGAAACAUAACGUGGCACGGGCUUAGUUAUUUGUUGCUCUGUAUCAUUAACGACAUUGGGCACUGUUUGAGUUGUAACGCGUUACUACGUAAUAAAGUUACACGCUCAAGUGAAUGUGGAGAGAAUGAUGUUACUGUAAAGUUUCCGGAAGUAAUCCUGGCGGAAAAGUACCUCUUGGAGAUGGAUCAACUUCAGAAGAUUAGCUUCUCGGUGACGGAAAUUUUACCAAGUCAUGCCAUUAUGUGGCGACUCUCAGUAAAGUUACUUCAGGAAAAAAAGUGCUUGUUUGCAGUUGUUAAUGAUACCCCACAAAGAUUGAUGACAGCCGAGAACACAGCUCUCUACACAACUUUUGACGAGAUCUUGGAUCAGUACCUUCCAGACAAAAGCCAAAACAAGUUACCGAUAUUCCUGGGCACAUCCCUAACAACCUGUUUGAUUGACAUGUUAGUGUAUCAAGGGGGUCCACGAAUUAGGGAUAGAUUAGGACAUGGGGAAAUAAAGUUGGAGGAUGUUUCUGAAAACAUUUCGAUGUCUAUUUUAACUCUGGCAUGUUGUGUGGUUGAGGAAAUGGCGAGGAAGAUGACGACGACGAUGAUGGGGACUGAAAUGAAGAAAAAAAACAACGCUAUUCCCGAAUUAUCAUCAGACGCUCGCUCACGUCAUCCAACCACAACAACUUCAACUUUCACUGCAACUGAUACCAAAAACAACCUCGCUACAAAAUUUAGUACUACUAUUUCUACUGUUGCCAUGACCACCACUGCCACAAACGUUACUACUACUGCUUUUACUGUUACUACACCUGCUACUGACGCCACUACAGUCGCUACCAGUACUUGUAACAACAUUGGUGAUAUGCAUGGCACAACCGUUGUCAAAAGUUUUAAUGAUGGAGACAAUAUUACUUUAACUACUGUUGUCAGCAAUAUUUAUACUAGAGCAAAUAGUAUCAUUAAUAAUAAGAGUAAUACUACAAACGAUACUGCUAACAUUAUUACUAUUGAUUUGAAUGUUACAACUGCUACUGGCAAUGUCUCUAAUGAUUCUGAUGCAAGCUCUGUUACUUCUAAGUAUCAUUCUAGUAGUUGCAGUGUUUAUAAGUAUAGCACGUUAACAGAAUGUCAGCGGAUUCUUGAAGGCUUGAAUGUUUCUACGCUUUAUAAGUGGUCUGAGGUGGUUAUUAUUCUUGGCUUCAAUCAUUAA
Molecule: messenger RNA, 1365 nt
Organism: Helobdella robusta
Lineage: Eukaryota; Metazoa; Annelida; Clitellata; Rhynchobdellida; Glossiphoniidae
Exons: 10
Coding region: 1-1365 (454 amino acids)
Source: RefSeq, a predicted model, not a curated record